AUGGCAACGUACAUUUUUGAUAAUAUUAGUUUGGGAGUGCUCAUUAAGUGCUUGUUGCCGUUCAUAGAGUUGAUGAUCACGGAGAAGGACCCAGAACAACUUCAGGGAAACCCAUUCAAGUACGACACCGGGUCGGAAGACCAGAAGAUAGAUAUUAGAAAUGUGGGUAUCGGGUCAUUGGUGGAAUCGACACUGAAGAAAAACUUACCGUUUAGACUUUUGACAUCGCUCAUCUUGGCUGCCGUUAUUUGCACAAUCGUGGGUAGUACUAGUAUCAGCUCCGAUGGAAAUAAUAGUGGAUCGACCCCAUUAAAGGUCGGGACAAUUCUUUUUUUGGUUCUGAUUGUGGUUAUGGGAGUGUUCAUCGUGUGGGGACAUAUAUUGAACAAGGACCACCAACUUAUGGCAAAGAUAUUGCUUGUAUCUAUUGUUUUCUACAUUAUCAGAGCUGUCUACUCAAUCUUGUCUUCAUUUGCAGGUAUCAAUUUUGAAAACCCUAGCAAGUAUCUCAUGAUUUUUGGAAAAUAUCAGUACUACACAUUCAUGGGCUUCUUAGAAGAAUGCAUCAUUAGUAUAAUCCUAUUAAUCAACUUGAUUGUUUUUCAUUCACAACCAAUAAUGUAUUAA
Debaryomyces fabryi is the source of this 627-nucleotide messenger RNA. RefSeq lists its product as uncharacterized. Bases 1 to 627 code for a protein of 208 amino acids. The record is from RefSeq and is a predicted model, not a curated record. The transcript has a single exon. Lineage: Eukaryota; Fungi; Ascomycota; Pichiomycetes; Serinales; Debaryomycetaceae.